GCUGAAGAAGAAAACUCUGGAGGUUACUGUGUGGGAUUAUGACAGAUAUUCCUCAAAUGAUUUCCUGGGAGAAGUGCUCAUUGAUCUCUCAAACACAGCUCAGCUGGAUAACACGCCUCGCUGGCACCCUCUAAAGGAACAAAGUGAGAGUAUUCACCAUGGAAGAACCCACCCUCCACAGGGGCCCGACGGCUCUGGGGGACUCGGAGGUCAGGGAGGCCCUGGAGAGCCAGGAGGUUCUGGAGGUCAAGGAGGGCAACCGGGGAACCAGCAGUCCCCUAAAACUUCUGUCAUCAAGAGCCGAAGUCAUGGCAUUUUCCCUGACCCCGCUAAAGACACACUGGUCCCUACAAUAGAAAAAUCCCACAGUAGUCCUGGCAGCUCCAAAUCUUCCUCUGAGGGUCACUUGCGCUCCCACGGCCCCUCACGUAGCCAGAGCAAAGGCAGCGUCACUCAAGCCCACCUGGAAGAAGCUGGGAACGCCAUCGCUGCAGCUGAGGCUGCGGUGCAACAGGCCCAAUUCCAGCCAAAUAAAACAAACCACAGAAUGAUUGAUGGGGAUGCAUACACUCUGGACAGUGAAGAAAACUUGGGCACUAACGCUGUGGACAGUGCCAUAUUUCAGGUCCCUCAGCUGAAAAACAUUCCAAAUGGAACAGAUAAAAUCCGAGGACUUGAAUCUUUGAACCUGUCUGAUUCAGAAGAUAAGAUGAUGGGUGAGAUCAAGGUUGCUCUGAAGAAGGAAAUGAAGACUGAAGGAGAGCAGCUGGUUCUUGAGAUCCUGCAGUGUAGAAACAUCACCUACAAGUUCAAAUCUCCAGACCACCUACCUGACUUGUACGUAAAGCUUUAUGUGGUGAAUGUGGCAACUCAAAAGAAGAUCAUAAAGAAGAAGACCAGAGUGUGUCGCCAUGACAGAGAGCCAUCAUUCAAUGAGACAUUUCGUUUUAACCUGAAUCCCGUUGGCCACUCUAUUCAGAUGUUCCUGGUGUCAAAUGGAGGGAAGUUUAUGAAGAAGACCCUGAUUGGCGAGGCCUACAUCUGGCUGGACAAAGUGGACAUGCGUAAGCGGGCCGUCAGCUGGCACAAGCUAGUGGCCACAACCAGUCAAACGCAGCCGUAAUCACGUGCCGUCCAUCUCCCAUCGGUGCCCUCCAAAAAAGAGAAAUAAAACAGGAAAAGGUGGGUUUGUGGAUCUGGAAUGACUGAUAGAUCAUGAAAAGAGAAAAUCAGUUGAAUGAAAUACUGUGACGAAGAGUUUGAGGCCAUUUGACACUAUUUCCACUCCCAGAGCACUGCUAUUGUCUAUUUGAGGGAGUCAUUUCUGCAACUACAUUCUACAUCUAAAAUAUCUUAGGCAUGAGCCAAUUAUUACUACCAAUUAUUACAUUUCAAUGUCAUUUCAGCUAUCACGUCCAAAUUUUUUUGCAAAAAACAUUGUUCACAAGGAGACAGACGUAGUUCUUGACACAAUCAUGUGAUGUAUAAUGACCAUAUCAUGCUAUGUUAUGCAUUGUAUAGAGGUUAUACUGUAAGAAAGACAAUCGUAAAUAUAAUGGAUUCCCCUUAUUGAAUGCAACAUCCAACUGUGCACAGUUCGAGAUUCCUCCGUUUAUAAUGUCUUGAGUGUCAUCUUCAAUGUUUAGGGAAUGUUGAAACUUCAGGUUGUGACUGACAUCAGCUACUGGACAUGGAUCCAUCAA
This is a messenger RNA of Sinocyclocheilus anshuiensis, 1703 nucleotides long. RefSeq names its product protein piccolo-like. The record is from RefSeq and is a predicted model, not a curated record. Gene Ontology annotation, molecular function: structural constituent of presynaptic active zone. The coding region runs from base 548 to 1123 and encodes 191 amino acids. Gene Ontology annotation, biological process: protein localization to synapse; presynaptic active zone assembly. Gene Ontology annotation, cellular component: axon; GABA-ergic synapse; cytoskeleton of presynaptic active zone. Lineage: Eukaryota; Metazoa; Chordata; Actinopteri; Cypriniformes; Cyprinidae. The transcript has 8 exons.